AUCCACACACAAUCCGUGUGAUAUGGAGACAAGCGACCAUCUGAUUAUACUUACUGUACAGUGUGUUACGGUACCAGCAAAUUAUAUACAUUUUGACCCCUAAACAACAAGAAUGCUACAUAUCAUAUACUAAUGAUCUUGAUUUUCUCAAUUGGCAUAACGGUUAAAUAAUCUUUGUUGAUUGGUGUUAUAAUCUACCAGCAUGGCAUCCCCUUCACCACCAUCUCAUGGUUUCCAUGCCAACGGGGCCUCCUUGAGUGACAUCAUAAUGAUGGAGCUAUGUGAACACCUCCAUCCCAAUGAUUACCGUCCUCUUGGUAUCCGUCUUGGAUUCACUGAAAACAGACUAUCUCAGAUCGAACGAUCGCAUCUUGGAGUGAUAUCGGAAUGUUUUUAUAGAAUGUUGACCGAAUGGAAAAGGCGGGAAGGACACGAAGCCAAGCCACAGAUUCUUAUCCAAUCUCUGAGAGACAGCAAGAACUCAGAAGCAGCAGAUUGGUUGCAAUCAGAACUUGGACUUUGCAACGCUGCUUUACGGACCAUAUCAGUUGAAGAUAAACUGAAUGAAGGUAACGUUCCUGCCUUGCCUGACUGUUUAACAGAGAGACCAGCAGAAUUAGCUGAACUGAGGUGUAAACUACGUAGAGUUGCUUCUUCAAAUAAACCUAGUCGAUGGGUGGUGGUGUAUGGUAUGGGAGGAAUGGGUAAAACUGUCUUGGCUAAUCAGGCUGUCAGAGAUGAUAAACUUGUAGAAGAGCAUUUCUCGGACGGAAUAUUCUGGAUGUCUAUGGGUACGGUGAAGGAGGAGACUAGUAUUCCUGAUCGUCUAGAGACAUUGUGUCGAAUCUUUGACAGUAAUCUAUCAUCAGCUCCUUCUCCUCCAAAGACAACAGAACAAUGGAAGAAUCUCUUAACUAAACUCAUCAGUCAACGAUAUCCAAGGUCUCUUUUGGUCUUGGAUGACAUCUGGAUUCCAAAUGUGGUGGCAGCAUUUGACGUCCGUAGCACUGUUCUUAUUACUACACGAGAUAGCGGUGUGAUGAGUCGAGUGUCAGGAGACAAAGAAGAGCUUAAUCUGUCCCACGGUCUGUCUAAGGCUCAGUCUACCAAGGCUUUAUCUGAAUGGACGUGUAUCCCACUAGACGAUCUUCCUCCCGAAGCUGAGCUCAUCCACGGUUUCAGCUGCGGAUCACCUCUCGUCAUCUCCAUCGUAGGUGCUCUCCUCCGUGACUUCCCUGAUCGAUGGCAGUUCUAUGUGGCUAAGAUGGAAGCCAAGAAACUCAAGGAUCUCUCCUCAGAAUCCAGCUAUGAAUACAGUAGUGUCUAUGAUGCCAUUGAAAUGAGUGUGGAACAACUGACUAAAGCUCAAAUCGACGUUUACUCUUGGUUUGCAGUAUUUGAUGAAGGUAUCAGACUUUCGAGUCAGGUCUUAGCGAUGCUUGUUGAGUGUUCCAAAGAAGAAGUUGAAGAUAGGAUGAGAGGUAUUACUCAGAGGUCUUUGGUGUCGACAGAAUGGUCUACAUAUGAUGAAUGUCGAGUCUAUUGGAUUCAUGACCUUCUUCAUGAUCAUCUAGUAGCCAGAGGGGCUGCAAAGGACAAGCCUCCGACUGUCUGCAAUGAGUUUAAAUGUCUGCUUACACUCUGUCGAUUCAAAUCAUGUAGAAGAGAUAUUGUCCAGACCGCCUUACAACUCCCUCCUUCAUGUACUGUUUACAGGCGAGCGCUUAGAGUAGCUCAGCAAACAAGAAAUGGGUUUUUCAUCAAAGAACGGACAAAUGACCAACCCUUGAUGACUUGUGUUAGACAUGGGGCCACUGGUAAACCUGCAAAACGGGCCAAACUCCUAUCAGACGGAAAAGAAAUCGUAUCGGUUGGAUAUGAAGGAAGACUUCAGAUUGCCGACAGAUAUUCUGGUGCUGUUCGAUUACUAACAUCAGCUCAUACUGACAGUAUCGGUGACCUAUCGGUUAGUCCUGAUGGAACUCUCCUUGUGACAUCAUGCUCAGCUGAUCGAUGUAUCAAGGUCUGGAAUAUCACAAAGGAAUGCAGCCAGUCACAACGUCUUGUCAAGCAAUUAUGCCAGGAUAGUUCCAGGAUUACCUGUUGUGCUUUCGUUUCCGUCCGCAAUGAAUUGAUGCUAGUAUCAGCAGAUGAUUCAGGUUGCAUCAAGAUAUAUGAUGGAUGUUUUUCAUUGAAGCACUCUGUGAAAGCACACACUCUGUCUAUCAUUUCUUGCAGUGCUUGUCACAGUGAUGGAACUAUUUUAACGUGUGCAAAGAAGGACGACACUGCGAUGGUAUUUUCUGCAUCAACGGGAGAAAGAAAAUGCGAGAUAACACAUUCAGACGAUGUUCUCGAUGCGGAUUAUUUAAGUAAUGGUUUGAUCGUGACAACAACAGGUUUUGACGUUCAGUUAUCUAACAGCAAUGGACGUCGACUUUGUGUAUGGUCUGGUCAUACCGAGCAUGAGUUCUUUGAUAAACUUAGUUGUUGUUCAGGAUCAGAAGGUCAAUUCAUAGCAGUUACCGGCCGAGGAGGAACAAUCACGAUUCUACGAUUGGGAAUGACGUUCCCAAUAUCACGGAAUCUGUCGUUAUUCUGCCGGUUUAGGACAGGAGGAGUCCACCGUGGUAUCAAUCAUGCUUCCAUUUCAACAAUAAAAGGAGGGAAAGGAAGUAAAGAAUCGAUAUUCGUAACAACCACGCUAGAAUGUGGACUAACACCGGUUUGGAAGAUAUCAAAACAGGAUCCACCUGUUACUAUGAAUUACGCAAUCUGGGAUGCUUCCUUUGACCACAAAGGAGAGUUAAAUUGCAUCGUUGGUAGCGAAAGUCCUGAAUCCAAACAGAUAGUGAUGGUGAAUUUCUCGGAGGAGAAAAACUGCUUCAAUUCUUGCACCAAAGUACUGAAGGUAGGAGAGAAAGUGGAUAUAUAUGCCAUUGAUAUCAACCAAGCACCAGGACAGGUUGGUGUGGUAACAGAUGAAGGCUUACAGGUUAUAAAUCUUCCGAAACCGGGGAAAAAUCGUAGCAAAUCGACGAAUGAUUGUCAAGUCUUUGAGCCAUCAGAAAACAAGAUUUUACUUGCUCGGACUGUUGUUAGUAAGCGAGAACUUCUUACGGUCUCCACCGGAUCAGGGAUAUGUAUUGAGGUUUGGUCAACGGAUAAACAACCAUCAGUGGUUUCCAGUAGUCCCCUAAUGACAUCACAUCAGGGUCUCUCUGCCGAUUUAUCACGUGAUCAAACAAAUCUUGUUGUUGGCUGCUCUGAUGGAACUGCUUUCCUGUACAAGAUGUCUGAUGGGAGGCUAUGUGAAGGAGAGCCAACGCGCUUGCAGGGUCCAGCAAGUCGGGUGAGCCAUACACAGUUUUCAUCGGAUGGAAAACUAUUACUACUAGCUGGCUGGAAACAUCUUAAGGUCUAUGACGUAAGUACCCUGCAAGAGUUAAGCAGUAUCACAGACGAGAUGCCUAUUACGAUUGCAAAGUUUAUUUUGGAUUCCACCAUGAUAUUAACCGCGACCGGGGGUGUAUUAAAGGCAAGAUCGGCGAGAGAUGGUAAGACGAAAUGCACGAGAAAGAGUUACACUCAAGUGAAUAACAUCCAGGUUUCAUCAGAUGGGUCAAUGUUUGUUACGACGGGACACGUUAGAACCUUUGAUCAUGGUUACAUCGAGUGGUGGAGAACAGAAGAAGAAGGAAAUCUUGUGCUAUUGCAGAGAUUCCGACUGAGUAGCCGUGUAAAACGAAUUGUGUGCAAUCCCCAGUUUUCUUCAUUCAUCACAGUAGACGAGCUGGGACAAUUGUUCCUUUUGGAAAGAAUAAACACAAAUCAAUGAAAUGAAAUGGAAGAAACUUACACAAAGGAAUAUGAAAAUAUACAUGUGAAGAAAUUAGAUUUUGAAUCCGUGCCCUGUAAGUUGAGACGACAUUAGAUGCUGGAAUUAUGACGUCCAAUAGGUAAUGCGUUGUUCUUCUAUUGCUACGCAUCAUCCAUGUUUUGAACGGAUAAGUAUGAUAUGAUACUAAAUGUUGAUCUGGCAAACGUGAUAAUUUUGUUUUAAAUUGAUGUCUCACCGUAGAGGGUUUCCACAGUAAUCGAGAAAAUGGCAAAUUGACAUUUGGUCUAAACCUGCUUCGUCUAAUUUGAGUUUCUACUCAUUCCACAAGGUCUUGUACUAGUACAUAUA
Lytechinus variegatus (green sea urchin) is the source of this 4189-nucleotide messenger RNA. RefSeq names its product apoptotic protease-activating factor 1-like. Gene Ontology annotation, molecular function: protein binding; ADP binding. Gene Ontology annotation, biological process: signal transduction. The transcript has 22 exons. The coding region runs from base 203 to 3838 and encodes 1211 amino acids. The record is from RefSeq and is a predicted model, not a curated record. NCBI's taxonomy places the organism in Eukaryota, Metazoa, Echinodermata, Echinoidea, Temnopleuroida, Toxopneustidae.